CACUUGAAGAAUCGGAAAGUGACAUUUAUGUGCGAUUCAUGAGGUCACACAAGUGCUACGACAUUGUUCCAACUAGCUCUAAGCUUGUUGUUUUCGACACUACGUUACAAGUAAAGAAAGCCUUUUUUGCCUUGGUGGCAAAUGGUGUUAGAGCAGCUCCACUAUGGGAGAGUAAAAAACAGAGUUUUGUAGGGAUGUUAACAAUUACAGAUUUCAUUAACAUACUGCAUAGAUACUAUAAGUCUCCAAUGGUUCAGAUCUAUGAACUGGAGGAGCACAAAAUAGAAACCUGGAGGGAGCUUUAUUUACAAGAGACAUUUAAACCUUUAGUGAACAUCUCCCCAGAUGCAAGCCUUUUUGAUGCUGUAUAUUCACUGAUCAAAAACAAAAUCCACAGAUUGCCGGUUAUAGAUCCUGUCAGUGGGAAUGCACUUUAUAUACUUACCCAUAAAAGAAUUCUCAAGUUCCUCCAGCUUUUUAUGUCAGAGAUGCCAAAGCCUGCCUUUAUGAAGAAGAAUUUGGAUGAACUUGGGAUAGGAACUUACCACAACAUUGCCUUCAUACAUCCAGACACUCCUAUCAUUAAAGCCUUGAAUAUAUUUGUAGAAAGAAGGAUAUCGGCAUUACCUGUUGUGGAUGAGUCAGGAAAAGUUGUAGAUAUUUAUUCCAAAUUUGAUGUAAUAAAUCUUGCUGCUGAAAAAACAUAUAAUAACCUAGAUAUCACAGUGACACAAGCCCUACAACACCGGUCCCAGUAUUUUGAAGGUGUUGUAAAGUGUAGUAUGCUGGAAACACUGGAGACCAUUGUGGAUAGAAUAGUGAAGGCUGAGGUGCAUCGCUUGGUGGUAGUGAAUGAGGCGGACAGCAUCGUGGGUAUCAUCUCCCUCUCCGAUAUUCUACAAGCUUUGGUACUCACGCCAGCAGGUGCCAAACAAAAGGAGAACGAAAGUGAAUGACUGCUGUGAAUGUGUAAACGUUGUAGGAGAACUUGAAGAAAACCUUCUGGGUCAAGUUUGUCUCAAGAACAGUGACUGCAAUAGACGGAGCAGAGUGGCUGAGAAUGUGUAUUGGGACUUAGUGACGGAUGAUGAGUCUAUUCCCCCCAGUGAUGUCGCAAAAAAAAGCAGCAUGACAAAAGCUUAUGUUAAAAUGUAGGCUUGUAUUUCCAAACGUCUUCGAAACAUUUGCUGGAAGACUUCACACGAUGUCCUUCAUUAAAAUGCACUGUAUUCCGAAACUUUUUUCAUUUUGUAUUUGACAGAAGUCACUGGUCAGCAAUGGAUAUAUGUGACAUAAGGCAAGUGUAUGGCAUAUUCAUAUCAUAGUGCCUUAUGUCAAAAUACAGCAAUAUGUCAUCACUGUUGCCCAUCACUGUCAAAGGAAGUGUUGUGCUAAACGAGACACUGUAUUUGAAUGUGAAAGUCUUUAAACCUAAAACCAAAUCAGUUUCAGUUCUCAUUAGAUUUGUCAUGAAAGCUGUAAUUUGAAUAUUGGUAGACUUUAAAACUUUGACAGUUUUGUGUUAAAUGUUGCAUUCUGAAUGGAGAUGUAAAACGAGACUGAUUUUAAAGAACAGCUUUAUUUAUUUUUACUUUCUUGACAAUUUUUUACACAUCUUUGGUGGAUAGCUAAAAUUUCACCAUAUCCAUUAAUAAACUGUUGAUUGUUAUACAACCAAGUGCUAGAUUUUUCUCAUUAUUUAAACCAUUGGAGCUGCAGGAGCUGUGGCCUCUUGCUCAGUCCAUAUUACUUAAGCUGAAGAUUCCAGACGCGUGCAUCAAAAGUGCUCUGUGCUCUAACACACAGGUACCAUGGAGGAAAUCAAGUGCCAGAGAACAAAGCUUUCCUCUGUAGCAAAGCACAGAACGAUGUUUGUAAGCCUAAAAUGAACCUUUUUAUUGUAUAUGAUUUGUACAGAAGUGGAGGAGUGAGGGAAAGCUGUGGGUUUUUCCGCUAAUGUAAAUGCGCUGUAAAGUUUGAAGCCAAGAAUUUUUUUUAUAUAAUUGUAGAUUCUUGUAGAUGGAUGAAUUAAACCCUACAACAUCA
This is a messenger RNA of Tinamus guttatus (white-throated tinamou), 2046 nucleotides long. NCBI's taxonomy places the organism in Eukaryota, Metazoa, Chordata, Aves, Tinamiformes, Tinamidae. The record is from RefSeq and is a predicted model, not a curated record.